Messenger RNA from Striga hermonthica, 1725 nucleotides. Lineage: Eukaryota; Viridiplantae; Streptophyta; Magnoliopsida; Lamiales; Orobanchaceae. The record is from the annotation of a GenBank genome assembly.
AUGGGGAAUUGCUGCUCCGACGGUACUGCCGGUCAAUCGGCGGUCGGAGGAACCAUUUGCACUUCGGCUGGGAACGACGCCGUCGAUGCCUUCCUCAGGUCUCGCGGUUAUAGUGGACUUUUCUCUCAGAUCGAGCUGUCUCUAGCUGCAGCAAACUUGCGUGAUCGAGAUGUGCUGUCCAAGAGUGAUCCUAUGGCUGUUCUUUACAUCAAAGGAAGUGAUGGUUUACUGCAAGAGCUUGACCGCACUGAAGUCGUCUUAAACUCAUUGAACCCCAAGUGGAUUAGAAAAUAUAUUGUUACUUACCAAUUUGAGAUGGUGCAGAAUUUGGUGUUCCGCAUCUAUGAUGUUGACACUGAGUUCCACAAUAUGGAUGUUAAGGCACUUAAGCUGGAGGAACAGCAGUUUCUUGGUGAGGCUACUUGUACACUAUCUGAGAUAGUCACAAAAUCAAGCCGGACAUUAACGUUAGAUCUUGGACAUGGAGACGGUUCUUUCCCAACCCAUAGUCAAAAAUUUGGACAGCUUACAGUUUAUGCUGAAGAAAGUGUAGCAUCAAAGACCACAGCGGAGUUGAUAUUGAGAUGUGCAGACCUGGAGGCGAGGGACUUGUUCUCGAAAAGUGAUCCAUUUCUGGUAAUAUCAAAAAUCACCGAGAAUGGCCUGUUAGUUCCAGUUUCCAAAACUGAAGUCCUGAAAAAUGAUCACAAUCCCAGAUGGAAACCAAUUUUCUUGAGUGUUCAGCAAGUAGGAAGCAAGGACAGUCCACUGAUGAUCGAGUGUUUUAACUUCAAUAGUAAUGGAAAACAUGAUUUAUUGGGUAAAGUUCAGAAAUCACUGGCAGGGUUAGAGAAACUUCAUUCUGUUGCAACAGGAGAGAGUUUGUUUAUCCCAGUUUCAGUUGGGCAAAGUCACGAAAACAAGGUCUUGAAGAGUCAGUUGUUCGUCGACAAAUACUUAGAGAACACCCAACAUUCAUUCCUUGAUUACUUGGCUGGAGGCUAUGAGCUGAAUUUCAUGGUUGCUAUUGAUUUCACUGCUUCAAAUGGUAACCCCCGGCUACCUGACUCGUUGCACUAUAUUGAUCCAUCAGGACGGCUAAAUGCAUAUCAGAGAGCCAUUUUAGAGGUUGGAGGCGUGUUGCAGUUCUAUGAUUCUGACAAGAAAUUUCCAGCUUGGGGCUUUGGAGCGCGGCCAAUUGAUGGUCCGGUAUCCCAUUGCUUCAAUUUGAAUGGGAGCAGUAACUAUUGUGAAGUUGAGGGGAUUCAUGGAAUUAUGAUGGCAUAUACGAGUGCCCUGUUUAAUGUCUCAUUAGCUGGACCAACAUUAUUCGGACAUGUAGUCACCAACGCUGCACAGAUAGCUAGUGCAUCUGUGGCAAGAAAUGAAAGGAAGUAUUUUAUUUUGUUGAUUAUUACGGAUGGAGUGAUAACAGACCUCCAGGAAACAAAGGAUGCUUUUGUUAUGGCAUCCGAUCUUCCACUGUCUAUACUCAUUGUUGGGGUUGGAGGAGCCGACUUUAAAGAAAUGGAGAUAUUAGACGCGGAUAAAGGAGAUAGACUUGAAAGUUCAACCGGACGUAUCGCUUCACGAGAUAUAGUCCAGUUUGUUCCUUUCCGAGAUGUACAAAGUGGAGAAAUCUCUGUCGUUCAAUCUUUGCUGGCAGAACUACCUUCCCAGUUUUUGACGUAUGUGCGAGCAAGAGGUAUUGGUCCAAAAGCAUAA